This is a messenger RNA of Capronia epimyces CBS 606.96, 948 nucleotides long. RefSeq lists its product as uncharacterized. The transcript has 2 exons. Bases 1 to 948 code for a protein of 315 amino acids. The record is from RefSeq and is a predicted model, not a curated record. Lineage: Eukaryota; Fungi; Ascomycota; Eurotiomycetes; Chaetothyriales; Herpotrichiellaceae.
AUGUCACUCACUCCAAUUAGUCUUGAGGUGCCGGCCAAUACCCAUGAUACCGCUGAAAGGGCAAAUGCCUCCCCGUCAGACUUCGACUUUAUCGCCUACCUCCACUCGGUUGAUGCAGCACACCGAUACACAUACAAGGAGAUCUCUCGUCGGCCUUUUUCCAUCACAGUCAGCGCGCGGAAGGAACUCCAUCAGGCAUCUGAUCUCGGGCAAAAUAUCGCCCAGAAUUUCGGGACCUUUCCCGGCCAUCAGAAUAUGAUGCUCACUUACUUCGCAAAUCAUCAGCUGUUGCCCGCAGAUGAAGAUAACAACGAGGCAACUCCUCUGCAAGUCGAAUACUCAGCACUGUCAUUGUUUGCCCUGCCAGAAUAUCCACGACAUUCACCACAGAACCUCUUGAUUAGAUUCCUCUCAAUCUGCCCUCCACGAAGCCAGUCAACUUCUCGCAUUGAUGGUCUUUUGCAUGACAUUAAAAAAAAGAGCGGUGUGAGAAUUCCAGAGCCACUAUUAUACGAUGCCACGGCAGGCGUCCUGACUACAUCCUACUUCAAGGACCUCUGCACUUUGUCCACGUUGUUCAGGUGCAUCUGUUCCGGGGAGAAAUCCGGGACUGUAGACGCUGAACUGGGGGCUGCAAUUCGGGCACUCGUGGGCUGCGAGGUCGCAUCCCAGCUGUUCUUCACAUCUGUGGGCCAUAGGGUCGGCGAAUUUCUUGCCAGGGUACACAAUCCCAAGACCGCCCAGCGACUCAAGCGGUCCAUCCCAAACCUGUCCAACGCCACAGAAGGAAGAUCGGAGCACGUAACAAGGAGGAUCCAGGAAGCAAUUACCCAGAUGCAAGACCGUAUCAAGGAUUGGCCAUCCCUGUUUGCGAACCCCACCGAGUUGAACGAUAUUUGUGAGGCACUAACGGCUGACUCGACGCGGCCAAUUCUUCCAGAUGAAUAG